This is a messenger RNA of Ixodes scapularis (black-legged tick), 743 nucleotides long. RefSeq lists its product as uncharacterized. The transcript is spliced from 3 exons. The coding region runs from base 94 to 519 and encodes 141 amino acids. The record is from RefSeq and is a predicted model, not a curated record. Lineage: Eukaryota; Metazoa; Arthropoda; Arachnida; Ixodida; Ixodidae.
ACCACCAGUCCUAGGCCUACAUUGUCGCCUUGUUGUUUUGUACCAGUCGCACUGGUGCCGGACUCGUAUAUUCAUCAGGCCUAGUUGAUCGUCAUGAACACGCUGAACAAGGACUACCACGUCGUGCACUUCUUAGAUGAAGGAAGCACAUACGUUGUCGCUGACUGGUGGCUGGUGAAGGACAAGAAGGGAAAAGUGAUCUCCUCCUACUUCCCACCUUCCAAGAACAAGCAGCAGGUCCGGAAUGCAAUUUUAGAUAAAGAAAAAAUUACAAAGGCUUGGUCAAAUCACCCUGUGAGGAUUCUUCAGUCCUACACCAAUCUGCAGCACGCCUUUGACAAUGUGGAUCCAGCUGCCUAUACAUCCCAUUUGGACUCGGAUGAUCCGGUUCCGGUAACCCCAAGACGGGAAAGGGCAAGGGUGCCUGCUAGCCCUGAAAACAGUGACUCGGAUGAUGCAUCGAGAGGAGGGGCUUGUCGCGGUAUAAGACUCUGCAUUAUAAAUUUGUAUUCAAUGUGAAUAAGAACUUGCAUGAAUAACUUCAGCUUGUUAAGCAAUUGUAAAAUUGCUAAUAGUUAUAGUCGGUGACAGAUCAGAAACAAAAAGCAAGGAGAACGAAGGCUGGAAAGUAGUAAGCAGACUGCCCCUUCAUUUUUCUAGCUCUUUGAUCUUGAUUUAUCACUGAGUAUAGGCUAGUCUGGUUAGUGCAAGCUGAUUGUAAAAUUAAAUACUUAAGACUGAAA